Paramecium sonneborni is the source of this 1568-nucleotide messenger RNA. NCBI's taxonomy places the organism in Eukaryota, Ciliophora, Oligohymenophorea, Peniculida, Parameciidae. The record is from the annotation of a GenBank genome assembly.
AUUUUAUGGAUUAAUCAAUUAAUGAUGCUGAAGCUUAUCUCAAACAAAAAAUUAAAAUCAAUCCACUCAAGGAUUAAAUGUAGUAAAACUAAAAGAAUUAUGAAAUUUAACUAUAAGUAGCUCAUUACUUUAAGAAAACUGAUGCAUAUACUAAAAAACCAGCUAUUAAAUUAGUUAGUAUCAAUUUAACACAUUAUAUUAUAUAGGUAAUGAAAAUGACGAUGUAUAAGUUUAUUUUAUUUAUGGAGAACAUAUACCAGAUCCAAGUAAAAAAUAAGAUUAUGAAUCUUUUAAAAUUGAUGUCAUUGAAACUAUGAAUCCAAGAAUUGACAGAUUUUUCAUUAUCAUCUUUUUCAAUACAAAUAUGAUGACUGCUUCUACACUUAAUGAUUUUAAAGACUUUUAUGGAACACUUCCUGAAAAAUACUUUUUUCAUAUGAAAAAAUUUAUUGUUCUUCAUGCAAAUUUUAUUGUCAAAGGUGGAGGUAUUUUUGGAAUGAAUGAAAUCAAAUCUUUUUUUAAGAAAAUCACUACUUUUGCUGAUACGUAAUACAUUAUACUUUUAUAUUUAGACUUUUAAUACUUUCUAAAGAAUAAUGGUUUAGAUACAAAAUGUUAUCUGUUUUACCAGAAAGUGUUAAAGCAUAUGAUUAAUCUUAUAAAGAUAUUGAAAAUUAAAGAAAAAAAACUGUUUUUAGAAAAUAAUAAACAUAAUAGGCUGUAGGAGAUGAUGAUAUUGAUUCUGAUGAUAAUUUUGAUAAAGAUUCUAAAAUUCUAGGAUUAAAUUUACAUGAAUAUGAAUAAAAUAAAUAUGGAAUACCUGUUAUUUUAGAUAUGCUUGUUUAAUAUUUUGAGAAAUAACCUGAAAAACUUAAAACUGAAGGAAUAUUUAGAAAAUAAGCUGCUGUUUAUGAAGAAAAAAUAGUUGAAGCAGCUUUGGCUUGUUAAAAAGUAGGAUUUGUUAAUAAAGUUGAAAAUUCUCAUACUAUUGCAUGUGUUUUUAAACAAUUUUUCUUAAAAUUAAAAGAACCUCUUAUGACUUAUUAAUUAUAUGAUUGGGUUGUUUAAAAUAAACCAUAAAUUGAAUAAAAUUUAGAAGUAAGUGUUUAAAUGCUUUUUGAUUAUAUGCCAGAAUUUAAUAGAGAAAUAUUAUUAUUCUCUUUAGGAUUUUUAAAUUAAGUUAUUAAAGAAUAAGAACAUAAUUUAAUGACUGCUUAUAAUAUGGCAGUUGUAUUUGGUCCUAACUUUUUUAGAUCUGAAGUAGUCAAAAUGGCAGAUUUAGGUCAUGUGACGUAAUUAUUUUAUUUUAUUAAGUCUUUUUGUUUAAAUUGUUUAAAUUAUGUUAGAAUUAAAAAAGGAUUAUGAUUAUAAAAAAUGGUUAGAAGUUAGAAGUGAUAAUUUAAAUUUUGAGGCUUCUUUAGUCCCCUUUUUACCAGAUGAUUUAGCUAAUCUAGAUGAUAUUUUAGAUAUGGUUACAGGUAUUUAUAUAUAUAUUCAAACUUUAGAUAAAAAUGUCAUAAAUGAAAUGGAGAGAAAAGAAUUAAAGUCCAGAUAUAAAUGAAUUGAGU